Molecule: messenger RNA, 1140 nt
Organism: Acanthosepion pharaonis
Lineage: Eukaryota; Metazoa; Mollusca; Cephalopoda; Sepiida; Sepiidae
Source: the annotation of a GenBank genome assembly
AUGUUAGUUCGAUUUCCAGAGGCUUUGGGUACUGUAUACUUUCGCUUUCACUUUGGUCAGAUUUUCGUACAGUUUGUGUUUGCUUCUUUUCUUAUUCUUUCUUUCUCUCGCAUCUAUCUAUCUAUCUAUCUAUCUAUCUAUCUAUCUAUCUAUCUAUCUAUCUAUCUCAGUCUGUUCAUAUCUAUCUAUCUAUCUAUCUAUCUAUCUAUCUAUCUAUCUCAGUCUGUUCAUAUCUAUCUAUCUAUCUAUCUAUCUAUCUAUCUAUCUAUCUAUCUAUCUAUCUAUCUAUCUCAUUUUGUCUUCUUUUUAUUUGUCUUUUAUUCCGUUUAUUACCUUUUCCAAUUCACCAUCUUUAAUUUUCUUUCUUCAUCUUCUCUCUUCCUUUCUCUUUUUUACCCCCCUUCUUUCACACCUCUCACUGUCUUUUCCUCUCCAUCUCUCUCUUUCCCUUCUCUCUUCUCUUUCUUCUUUUUUUCUAUCUUCUCUUUCUACUCCUCCCCUUUCUCCUCUCUGUCUAUCUUACUAUCCAUUCCUCUCCCUGUCUUUCUCAACUGCUCUCGUUUUCACCUCCUCCUCCUCCCCCUCCCUCCUCCCUCCCUCCCUCCCUCCCCCCUCCCAUUCUCCAUCCCCUCUCUCGUCUUCCCGUCUUCUCUUUUCCCUUUUCUUUAUUCUCUCUGUCUUUCCUUUGCUCUCCGUCUCUCCCAUCUCCAUCUUUCUUCUUUCUUCCUCCUUUUCUUUUUCUCUACCAUGUCCCUUCUCUCUCUACUCUUCCUCACUUUCACCACUCUCUUUCUCUCUCUCUCUCCCUUACGAUCUAUUUCUCUCCCUAUCUAUCAACCACGCUCCCACUUUGUUUUCGCCUUUCUCCCACUUCCUUUAUCACGUCUCUCUUCUUCCCUUCCUUCCACCUUUCUUUCGCUCCUCUCUCUUUCUUUUCCACCCCAUUCCCAUCUCUCUGCCUUCUCUCUUCGUCUCUUUCCUCUCCUAUUCUCUACUAUGCUUUCUCUUUAUACUCCUCCUUCAUUUGUUUUCUCUAUCUCGCUCGAUAUCUUAACCAUUUCUCCCCCUUUCUCAAUCACUCUUCCGGUCUCGUUUUCACCUCUCUCCCACUUUCUCAAUCUAUUUCUCUCCCUCUCUUAA